UUCGAGAAGAUGAAAUAUGCUCUGCGUUGUAGUAUUACUUGUAUGAAGAAAUUGAAUUAUAUGAAGGCUGAGGAAGCUGAAGCUGAGAGGGUGUGUAUUGCUGCUGAAGUGCAGGCUGUAGUGGCAGAGGAAUCUGCUGUUGUAGCUGAGGAUUCUUUUUUUGAAAGUUUCGAUUGGAACUUCGUGGACUUGGGAGGUUCUGUAGUAGAUUAG
This is a messenger RNA of Cryphonectria parasitica EP155, 213 nucleotides long. RefSeq lists its product as uncharacterized. The record is from RefSeq and is a predicted model, not a curated record. The transcript has a single exon. NCBI's taxonomy places the organism in Eukaryota, Fungi, Ascomycota, Sordariomycetes, Diaporthales, Cryphonectriaceae. The annotation marks the transcript as partial.